This is a messenger RNA of Rhopalosiphum maidis (corn leaf aphid), 958 nucleotides long. Its product is annotated as protein takeout-like. The record is from RefSeq and is a predicted model, not a curated record. NCBI's taxonomy places the organism in Eukaryota, Metazoa, Arthropoda, Insecta, Hemiptera, Aphididae. The coding region runs from base 1 to 798 and encodes 265 amino acids. The transcript is spliced from 6 exons.
AUGCUACUUUUUACGGCUAUAGUCGUGUGUGCCACAACCCUUGGUUGUAUAGUGAUGAUUCAAGCCAACAACCAAAAGCCGAUCCAACAAGACCAGAUACCGCCACUACAAACAGCUCCUGUUUGGUUAAACGCCUGUAAAAAGAAAGACCCGAAUUUGGACGAAUGUAUUUGUAUGACUUUUCAAAAUAUGUUUCCUUACUUGGCAAAAGGUAUACCGGAAAUUGGAACCAGACCGUUCGAGCCAAUGCAUAUAGACAAAGUGUCUUUAACUAAAGGUCAAGGUGCCAUAACAUUAGCCGGAGCAUUCACAAAUCUUAUUGUCCACGGACCAAGUAAUACAACUGCUCUGUAUACAAAAAUGGAUUUGGUUAAAAAUCGUCUAGACAUUGGUCUUUUCAUACCAACAAUCAAAGUGGAAUCGAAAUACGACUUGAAGGGAAAUUUAUUAUUGUUACCAUUAGUUGGUGUAGGCGAUGCUAAAUUAUACUUAAAAAAUGUAACCACGCACGUACAGACAAAGAUCUACUUCCCCAAAUAUAUGAACGAAACUGUAAUGGUGGCUAGCAGUAUGAAAGUAGACUUUAAUUUAGCUGCAAUGCGAGUAAACUUUGACAAUUUGUUCAACGGCAACAAAGUAUUGGGACGAACUGUCAACACGUUUAUGAACCAAAACGCGUUGGAAGUGGUAAACGAUCUAAAGGAAAAUAUAGGUGAAAACCUAUCGACUAUAUUCAAACAGAUUAUGAACGAUGCAUUUAGUCACAUGCCAACAAAACUGUGGUUACAAGAUGAUUAGUUGACUUAUGAUAUACCUUUAUUAUAUGCGAGCAUUGUUGUACAUAUAGCCUAUAUCGAAUUAUUUUAACGUAUAUAUUAUUAUUAUUAUAUUCGUGAUUCAUAAUGAUAAUUAAUUAAUCAUUGUAUUUUGUACUUUUUAUUUCCAUAACUAUGUUACU